Molecule: messenger RNA, 1482 nt
Organism: Pestalotiopsis fici W106-1
Lineage: Eukaryota; Fungi; Ascomycota; Sordariomycetes; Amphisphaeriales; Sporocadaceae
Exons: 2
Coding region: 1-1482 (493 amino acids)
Source: RefSeq, a predicted model, not a curated record
AUGGCUUCAUCUACAAGAGGCGGCGUCAACCCGCUGCGUCCGUACUAUAUUCCACCCACGAUCGGAGACCAAACCGAGUCAUUGCCCGGGCAGCCGAACCCUUUCUCACAUGCAAAUGCAACCUCUGGCGCCGGCAGCGCAAAGUACGCGUCGAGAGCGCGUGACAUCUUCCCAGAUCUGGACUACAGGGACUAUGUCAACGACCCGUCGCCUUCAACGAUACAGAGCGUCAAGGACCUCAUCGACGAGCUGCUAUGGAAGUACACGAGUGUCUUGAUGGCCCAACCCUUCGAGGUCGCCAAGACUGUGUUGCAAGUCAGAACGCAGGAUGACCUCGAGCUAUCAGAGACGGGUGUUUCUUCAUUACAACCUUCUCGACCAAAGAUAACAAGCCCACGGGAAUCAUUGUAUGAUCAGUACCCAGAGUCAGACUCGGAUGACGAACCCUCGUAUUUUACUUCCAAUGCACCUUACCAAACACCGACUCCGUCAAGCCGGUCUCAGAAACGGACGAUGAGCUCGACGGAUGUGCCCAAGCCGGCUGGGGCACCCGAGCUGCCACCACAUCAACUCAACAUCAAGCGGCCCGAUUCGAUAUUAGAGGUGAUAGCACAGCUAUGGUCCAAAGAAAGUGCCUGGGGUGUCUGGAAGGGAUCAAAUGCAACCUUUCUCUACACGGUGCUGCAGUCUCUGAUGGAGAACUGGUCGCGAAGCCUUCUCAGUGCACUCUUCAACGUACCAGAUCUGGGUGUCAAGGAUGAUGUGGACAAGCUUGUCGACAUUGCAUCUCCAUAUCCCUGGGCGUCGCUGUGCGUCGCGGCCGCCGCGGCCGUCGCCACUGGCCUCGCACUGGCUCCUUUGGAUAUCGUUCGCACGAGACUUGUCUUGUCGUCUACCAGUAGCGGGCGACGACGAACCAUGUCGACACUGCGCGCGCUUCCUUCAUGGCUGUGCCCAUCCUCACUUAUUGCACCGACAAUCCUCCACUCGCUGGUCCAUCCGGUCCUUACUCUAUCCACACCUCUUGUUCUACGUUCUCAAUUCCUUAUAGAUAAGGAACUCUCACCGACCACCUUCUCAGUGGCCAAGUUCUGCACUUCGUGUGCUUCCUUGUUUGUGAAGCUACCGCUAGAGACAGUUCUUCGCCGUGGUCAGGCCUCCAUUUUCACACAACCAGCUUAUAUCCGGGCUCUCGAAAAGACGGGCACCUUGGAUACUAUUGUACAGCCAGGAUCCUAUAACGGUGUCGUCGGCACCAUGUAUACUAUUGUCGCUGAGGAAGGAUCGCAUGCAGUCCCGGUCCCAGUCAAGGCCGCCUCAACUAGGAGCAAGAAAGGCAAGCAGGCAAAGAUUGGCGAGACCGUAUACAAAAAGGGACAAGGAGUGGGAGGCCUAUGGAGAGGAUGGAAGGUGAGCUGGUGGGGUCUUGUCGGAUUAUGGACUGCUGGUGUAGUCGGCGGUGGUGGUGAAGGCGAGUUCUGA